Messenger RNA from Punica granatum (pomegranate), 560 nucleotides. The record is from RefSeq and is a predicted model, not a curated record. Lineage: Eukaryota; Viridiplantae; Streptophyta; Magnoliopsida; Myrtales; Lythraceae.
UGAUCGAGAAUGUCUGGGCGUGGAAAGGGAGGCAAGGGGCUCGGAAAGGGAGGAGCCAAGCGUCACCGUAAGGUCCUCCGGGACAACAUCCAGGGGAUCACCAAGCCGGCCAUCCGCAGGCUGGCCCGUAGGGGCGGCGUGAAGCGUAUCAGUGGUCUCAUUUACGAGGAGACCCGUGGGGUGCUGAAGAUCUUCCUCGAGAACGUCAUCAGAGAUGCCGUGACCUACACUGAGCACGCCCGCCGCAAGACCGUGACCGCCAUGGACGUUGUCUACGCUCUCAAGAGGCAGGGCAGGACCCUCUACGGCUUUGGUGGUUAGGGUUAGAGAGCACAAGUCUUGCUGUCAAGAAGGUGGGAAAAAAAGCAAAAAGGAGGUUUUUUUUGGCUGUUCUACUAUGGGAUUGUCUUUUUCCUUGUAAAAAGUAGUUGUUUCUAUGGGUAUGGUAGGUGUUGUGUUUGUUCAUGGUGGAAUGAACGAUCAUGGUCCUGUUAUGAAUUUCUCAAGCAUUGUCUCGAAUUUCAUCUGCGCUGAACCAUUCAAAUUCAAUUGAAAAUCAA